Messenger RNA from Orbicella faveolata, 5864 nucleotides. RefSeq names its product oxysterol-binding protein-related protein 1-like. NCBI's taxonomy places the organism in Eukaryota, Metazoa, Cnidaria, Anthozoa, Scleractinia, Merulinidae. The record is from RefSeq and is a predicted model, not a curated record. Gene Ontology annotation, cellular component: cytosol; perinuclear endoplasmic reticulum; plasma membrane. Gene Ontology annotation, molecular function: sterol binding; protein binding.
UAAUUUCGAUGGAAAAGGGAAAAAAAUAGUCAGAAUUUGCGGUCUUUUAGCGCAUUCUGUUCUUUUAAACUGCUGUCAUGGAUAGGUGACGAUGACCUGUUGUGUUCUGUGUGAUCAGAGGCAUGUCUAGCUCUAGCAAGAGGGAAGAAAGUGAGGAAAAACUUCUGCAGUCCUCGCGUCGCGGAGACUUGGACACUGUGCUUAGUUUAUUACAAGCUAAGUCACCAAAGAAUGGUUCCCGCUCAACUGUUGAUGUAAACUGCAAAGGGAGAUCUAAAGCCAACCAAGGAUGGACCCCUCUUCAUCUCGCAGCUUACUUUGGCCACAGUAGUGUUGUGAAAGCCCUGUUAGAGAAUGGAGCUGAUGUAAAUGCCAGGAAUGGAAUGGGAGAUACGCCUUUACACCGUGCUGCUUUUACUGGAAGAGCUGAUGUAGUGACAUUGCUGAUUCAGUACAAUGCUGAUGUGACGAUCAUCAAUGGAGAAGGGCGCAAACCAAGCCAAGUUACCAACAGCACAGAAGUAAAACAACUUAUAAAAGCCGCCGAAAGGAGUCUUCAACUUAAGUUAGAAGAACGUUUGCUGACAGCUGCAAGAGACGGUGACACGUCUGAGUUAAAGAAAUUGAUCGACAAUACUCACCCUCCUAAUAUCAACUGCCAAGACAUGAUGGGAAACACUCCAUUACACUGUGCCGCAUACAGGGGACACAAAGUGAUUGCAGUGACACUUUUACAGCAUGGGGCAGACACAACCAUUAAGAACAGCAAUGGUCAGAUUGCCUUGGAGUUAGCUUGUAGCAAGAAAAUGAAACAGCUCUUAGAUGUUCAACCAUUACAGAAACUUCACAGGAUUGUUUCAAGACAUGAAGGUGCUCUACUUAAGCGUUCAAGAUUCUUUGGGUGGAAAAAGUUUUGGGUUGUCCUAGAGAGAGGUGUUCUUAGCUACUUCAAUAAGAGGGCUGAUGCUGCAGCCAGUAUUAAGAGACAAGGAUAUAAAUACUUGGACCGCUGUAAAUUUUCCGUGCCUAAAGAUGAGAAACAUAAAAUUAAAAUCCAGUAUUCAGACAAUACAGUUCAGAUCUGGAGCAUUCCAACCAGUGAAAGAGUUCCACAGGUUCAGCGCCAGCGAUGGUUGAAUUCCCUCCAUGAACACUGCGCCUACAGUACAUUCUACACAACUCAACCAACGUUACUGAUCGAUGAACAAGAACAGGAUGUUGUACCGCUUGGAAACAUGCAAGACUCUCUCAAGAGUGCUCGCGCCCACCAACAGCUACUUGACCAGCAAGUGUCUGGAGUCAACAGUACAAUUGCAGACGCCACCAGCUCCAAUACGUCACAGUCCAAUGUCAAAGGAAGUUUAUUGAGGAUCAGCGAGAAACUCAACGAAGUGGUCGCGACAGCUCGGAACAUGUGUAACGCUCUCACACACUGCUUAGAUUUGCUGGCGCAACAGGAGGAGGUGCGCCAUCUUAGAUUUGAAGAAGAAGUUGAGAAGAGAAGAGUUCUUGAAGAUGCUCUGCACGUUCUGGCGACGGAACAUCAUGCUCUGGAGUGCUCAAUUGGAGCUCAUGAGCUCAUUCAUGGAAGUCGCAUGACAUUGACGAGCGAUUGCAACGAGGAAUUUUUCGACGCAAGAUCCGAUAUUGGAUGUGCGCUCCCUGACGAUCUGCUCUCGGAUGACGACAGUGAUGAUGGCGACGAGUAUGUGCCGAGUGUAGCGACGCCUGAACCGAGAGGCGAACCAAAUCACCUUCAGACACUCGUUGAAACCAGUAGCAGCAGUAGUAGCGAUAAUAUAAAGCGAUCCAGCUCGGGAGGAAAGCUGGGAAGUUUUAACAGACUUUCGUUAACGCGAAGCACGUCAGAUACAGAUCUUACCGCGAAAUCUAACAGUAGGAAUUUUUUGGACUGCGACAGUUUACAGAAGUCAAAGUCGGCCUCCAGUGAUAUGGAGCAAAGUACAGCGUUAUAUAGGAAACAGGAAGCUGAGAAACAAGCAAAAGCGAAAGGACGCUACAGAACAGCUCUCCCUGUAUCUAUGCUUUCAAGAAAUGAGUUCAGUGUCUGGGCGGUGCUGAGACAGUGUAUUGGAAAGGAUUUGUCAAGAAUUACAAUGCCAGUUAUCUUCAAUGAACCACUGACGUUUUUGCAACGUGUCGCGGAGUACAUGGAAUAUGUUCACUUACUUCACACGGCGGCCAGUUUAGAUGACCAACUACAACGAAUGCAGUAUGUGUGUGCAUUCGCGAUAUCAGCUACAGCGUCGAAUCUGGACAGAGUAGGCAAACCUUUUAAUCCGCUUCUAGGAGAAACAUAUGAACUGGUUCGAGAGGACCUGGGCUUCAAGCUAAUAGCAGAACAGGUCAGUCACCACCCGCCUGUGAGCGCUGUACAGGUUGUAGGGGAAGGCUUUGUGUUUCACGUUACAGUUCAACCCAAGCUCAAGUUUUGGGGCAAAGGAGUUGAAGUUCAACCUAAAGGAAUGGUCACGCUGAAGUUAACGAAGUACAACGAAGUUUACACGUGGAACAACGUCAACAGCUGCGUCCAUAACAUAAUCGUAGGACAGCUCUGGAUUGAACAGUAUGGUCAAAUAGAAAUAACUAAUCACACAAAUGGGGAUUAUAGCGUGAUUCACUUUAAACCUGGCGGCUGGUUUGGUAAAGAACUCAAUAAAGUUGAAGGCUCCAUCUUCUCUGCCGACAAAAGAAAACGUUUCUUAUUGCGGGGAGACUGGACAGACUCGAUCCAGUGCUUCACGGUCGACAAAUUCACCAGGAAGGAAUCCAAGAAGGAGGGCAAGCGGCGCCGUUCAGACGUGAGUGAGAACAGCUUUGCGUCCGCUAAUUCCCUGGAGAGUUUCAGCAGCGGCAGCAGCGGCGGCAGUGUUAGUGUGGACACGUCGACACCUAAGACUCUCUGGAGUUUUCAAGAACGACCUGCUAAUAGUAAACAGAUGUAUAAUUUCACUACAUACGCGAUGCAAUUGAAUGAACUUCACGAAGAUCAAAAGUCCACGUUACCGCCAACAGAUUCAAGGCUGAGACCAGAUUGUAGAGCCCUUGAAAACGGCGACUUAGACACAGCUACUAGGGAGAAAAUAAGACUUGAAGAAAAACAAAGAUCAGCGAGAAGAGAACGACAGAAGAAUGAGCGCUGGAUUCCCAGAUGGUUCAAAGAAGACAUCAAUCCGUACACAGGGCAGAUUGACUGGCUGUUCACAGGAACCUACUGGAAUAGAGACUGGAAAAUGUGCCCAGAUAUCUUUUAACUUUCCUCUUAGUUCAUAACAAAAUUACAAUUCCUAUCCAGUCCGUCGGGGUUUUUGAAGAAUCGUCAUGAAACGGGAGCGGAGUCGCUUGAAAUUCGCAGGCAACGUGACUACUCGCGCGAUUCGCGCGUGAUGUCAUUCUCGCGAGUCGUGUUCGUCUCGCGUUCUACCGAUUUCAGUCGGGGAGGGCGCUUUUUUUCUUUAGUAAAUAAUACCUCGUGCUGAUAAGCAAUUAUUGAAGUCGUUGAAAUAGCGAUUUGGCAGUUUAUCAACAAUCUCUGCUGUUUGUUGGAUCAUACAAAAUUAUCGUGUUUUCUAUUCAAAAUAAAGCGAGGCAAAAUUUAUUGCAGAAAAAUAUCAUAGCUUAUGUAGAAAAGUCAGAUUUUGGCGGAUAAUUCUAACGCCAUUGACACUCGGUAAUUUUGUGGCAAAUUUUGUCACCUCAGGAUAAUCACUUUGCAAGUAAUUACAAAUUGCUAAUAAGUAAUGCCUUCCACGGCAGACUCUUGGUUAUUCAGUUACGGCACCGCAAAUUUCUACCAAAAGAACGUACCGAACAAGAAUGGCCAUUUUAUUUUUGUAACAGAUUGUUAACUCACAAUUGCAUUCGAAAAGUGCUCGAAGGAGUUUGAAAUAGUAAGGAUUUCGUGUUACUCCGUGCAGCCCGACAACAGCCAACAGUGACGCAAGGGGCCUGGAUCGAAAUUUACCUCGAUCUCGUGCUCACCGGUGAAUUAAGUCAGAAAUUUUCUAAGUUUAUCUUCAGAGUAAUCUGUCUCAAUCCUCCCCAAUAUUUCCCUUCGUUGUUCUUGUUUUAUUUAUUAUAACCUCUUUGGUGUUUAUCUACCUUACUAUUCCAUUAUUUUUUGGAAGGCCCUCUUUCAAUUUAACUUAUCUAAUGCGUUUUUUUUGGCACAAUGGCAAAGCUAAAAGAAACGUUCAUUUUCGAAGCCCAUAGAUCACUUGAUCCAACGGAAAUUGGUUAUGUAAUAUUGGGUAUUUUGUACCUAAUUUCUUCCCCUAAGAUCUCCUUUUAUCUGACGGCGCAGACAAUGCGGACGCUAGUUUAAGAAUAUGCGUAGUAAUUAAAAGAGGACUCGUGACGUCACCGUUGCCGUUGCUGUGGUUGGACUCGAUAGAGUUUCAUGUAGUUGAAUUAAGAAUGAGCAAAGUUUAAUUUGGAGUAUUUAUUUGGUGUAAUAACGGUAUUGAAAAGCGGAGGGAAAUUGUUCCAGUUUGUCAGGGGAGCUCUGACGUAGCCUGUGUACCUCUUCUCACUCCCCUCAUAACAAAAUCUUGAAGAACAAGAUUUCCUAAAUGGGUUUGAUUUAUUGCGGGGUGUGAACAUGGAAUACUAAAAAACUGGUGGGUGUGUUUUCAAACUUUGAUAUUGAACAAUAAUUUGAUAAAAACAAGAGGAUAGGGUUUAAUGACAGCUGGAAUAAUAAGGUUAAAUUUCUUGGAGCUAACAGAAUAAAAUUUGUGGUUUUCUGCGGUACAAAAUUUUUCAUGAGCGCCUUCUUGCGUAGCUUCGUUCCAUACGAAGACUGCCGACGGCCUCCCGAGGAAUUACGACCCUUUCUUGAUCAAAUCGAGCUGCAGAGUGAAAUAAGUAUAAAUUUUAUUUCCUAAUUCUGUUGGUGCCUUUGGGUCGCUUUACCGCUUUCGAAUGAAGUAGACUUGUCAUAAAUAGUGAUUAUUUAGUGGCUAGUUUGUGGGUGUGCUUAGGGUAGUGUAUAGCAUAAACAAGUGCUAUUUCAGGCGUAUUGUUUCUGUUGGGUGCAGAACCUUCUGUUGGAGGUGGGGUAGGGUUGAAUGAUGAAGGAUGAAUUGAGUUACAAGUUGUUGUCAACACUUCCAAAUAGAACAUGUUCGUAUUCUCGGCAUUGGACUGGCACUAGCUUGCAGUAGAGGCUCAUGUGGGGGAAUAUCGUUAAAAAGAGAUCAAUAUCAUUCCCCGCAUUAGCCUCAGUUGCAAGCUAGUUCCAGUCCACCACCGGGAAUACUAAUAUGGCCUAUUGUUUUCAAGUUCUUGGAAAAAGAUCAAGAAGCUAAAGGGAGGCUGGAGACAGUAAAAGAGCACGGCUUGGGGAGAGUAUGCGCAAGAGCGCCAGGGAGGGGUAGGUGAGGGAAUCGUUCUGAAAGUGGUUCCUUUAAACGCAUAUAUUUGUGCUAGUGCAUUCCGAAGCUUGUUCACAGUGAAGUGGUGAAAACCUCUUGCAAUAGCUCUGCAAUGAGGGAAUAAAAUAAUUAUUUAAUUGUAAAAGUCCUUGAUUUGUGUAAUAAUACUUACUGGCUCUCUCUUUAAUUCAUUUUUCAUGUUUUUAGGCAAGGCUGCUUUUGAUUUCUUUUUUUCUUUUCUGCAUCGUCAAUUAGAGAUUAUUUACGUUUUGACAGUGGUGAAAGAAGAAAAAAAGACGCUUUAUGGAAUUUGAACUUGAUAGGAAAGUGCACAGCUGGAAAUGUCCCUUGAAAGAUUCCUUUACAAUAUCUGCCUGCUGUAUUUAAUGAACUCAAGAUUGUGCAGGGAGCAGGGUAACAAUAGGGAAACGAAUCUGGCAAUAAAUUACGUGAUACUGCAUUUUUAAA